Molecule: messenger RNA, 2062 nt
Organism: Papaver somniferum (opium poppy)
Lineage: Eukaryota; Viridiplantae; Streptophyta; Magnoliopsida; Ranunculales; Papaveraceae
Exons: 9
Coding region: 779-1915 (378 amino acids)
Source: RefSeq, a predicted model, not a curated record
CUUCUUCUUCUACCUUUGUUUCUCAUCUCAAACCGCUCACUUAAUCUCCCUGCAGAUCUUGAGCAGACGCUUUCAACUCUCUCUAUUCCUAUGGUUUUCAUGAUCUUCAUGUAGAAUCUUUAGUUUCUCUUUAUCAAAUCAAUUGGGAAAUAAGCUUCUCCAUGUAGAUCUAGAACAAACAUUUAGGCUUCUUCUUUGGAAAUUAAAAGGGGGUUUCUUUUUUUUUUUUUUCCUUAUCAAAUCAAUCGAGAAAUACCCAAUCUUAUGCUUUAGCUCUGAAUUGAAGAUGGGUUAUUUCUUUUUUCAUUUUGAUUUUUGAUUUCAAUCAGGCUUUUCUUUGUAACCAUCCAUUUUCUUAUUUAUUUUGUUCAUCUAGAUUUAUACACGUAUUAUUGAACUGAUAAGAUCGUAAUUGGAUCUUUUUUUUCAAUUCUUCUAACUCUCUUCUAAUAGGUAAGUGCAGGGAACUCCAUUAAUGGAGGAUCUUUUUGAACUGAAUACAACAAUGCCGUAGGCUAACACUCCGAGCAACACACGUGUCUGAUAUGAAUUGGGGCCUGCACUGCGAAUUGCAUAUACUCCGAAAUCAGGCAGUACUGUUGGAUCUUCAGUAGUCCGUUGAUUGAAAAGCCACCACGUGUUAUUGAACCGCCGCCAUUGUCCAUCUAGAAACCAUCUAGAGAGUUCCAUUUCCUUAUGUUAUAAAUAUCUCUCAAGACAUUUGGGGCGAAAUCAUUUUGCUGCUCCGAAAAGAUCUUUGAUUUGAAAGAUCGGAAAAAUGAAGAAAGCUUCUGCCAGGAACCCUAGAUAUCAAAUCAAAAGCUCUGCAAACAGUAAGCAGUCUCGAGGAGGCAAAGGCAAAACUCAUCAUGAACUAUAUUCCUCUGAGGAUGAUGUGUCAGACUAUGAGAAAGAGUCGAACCAGCAUCGAAGAGUUUCUGGCCGUGACACCAGGAAUAAGGGAACAAGUGUGAAGAAAAUUGAACGAAGCUCUUCUUAUGACACUAAAGGGAAGGGCAAAACUCAUCAUGAACUAUAUUCCUCCGAGGAUGAUGUGUCUGACUAUGAGAAAGAGUUGAACCUGCCUGGAAGAGUUUCUGGCCGUGACACCAGGAACAAGGGAACAAGUGUGAAGAAAAUUGAACGAAGCUAUUCUUCUGAAGUCGGCAAAUCUGCCAAAGAGUAUCAAGGAAAGCCUAGAAGAGUUUCUGGCCGUGACACCAGGAACAAGGGAACAAGUGUGAAGAAAAUUGAACGAAGCUAUUCUUUUGAAGUCGGCAAAUCUGCCAAAGAGCAUCAAGGAAAGCUUGAAGGAGGCAAGGCGAAAACUCAUCAACCACUGUGGCCCUCCAAAGACUCUUCCUCUGAAGAUUCUGUGUCAGAUUUUGAGAAGGAGUCGCAACAUGUACUCAAAAUUCAACCUCAAAGAGUUUAUAACACCAGAAGCAAGGUUCAAAUCCUGAAAAAACCUGUUCGAAAAAUUUGCCCUGCUCAAGAAAGAAGGGUAGGAUACAUGGAUGGUGAUCGGAAGGAAACUGGAUGCUCUUUGAGGGAUGCUUUAUCCGAAAGUCUGGAGAGUUUCUAUAGUGACCUAUAUGGAAGUAUCAAUGGUGAUGUUCGUUACAAGGAAGUUAAGUCUGAUUUGUAUGGAACUCUUCGAGCUCUUACAUUCGAAUUGGUGAAUAACAUGCUCUAUAAGAUGGAUGGAGUUCAGCCGUUGCAGUGGGAAGAAACUCAUUUGAGUGGGAGGAAGCUCAGCAGGAGUUGUGGGAUUGACUGUUGUGAUGUUAGAGGAUGUCUCUUUUUGUUUCAUUGUAUUGUUUGUGAAACUGAUAUAAUACUUGUAAUGGAUGUCCCUUUCACGGACUCACCGAGGGAAACCCAAGUGGUUUUUUUUUUUUUGGGAAUUUUUUAGUUUUUUUUUUCCAACUUAUGAAUCUGUGCUACAUUACAUUUUCUCCAGGCUUUUCUUCCAUGUGCUGGUUCUAGCCCCUCUGGUUGAUAUAAUGGAGUAAUGGAUCUAGUCUCUUUUGGUAUUAUCAAUUUGCAGCCUUUUUUCUCU